Messenger RNA from Manihot esculenta (cassava), 1812 nucleotides. RefSeq names its product non-specific phospholipase C4. The record is from RefSeq and is a predicted model, not a curated record. NCBI's taxonomy places the organism in Eukaryota, Viridiplantae, Streptophyta, Magnoliopsida, Malpighiales, Euphorbiaceae. The transcript has 4 exons. Bases 128 to 1690 code for a protein of 520 amino acids. Gene Ontology annotation, molecular function: hydrolase activity, acting on ester bonds. Gene Ontology annotation, biological process: phospholipid catabolic process.
UUCUCCAAUCAAAACUCUGUACGCCUAUAAUAACAUGUAACAAAGCAGAAGCUCGAAGAAAGCAGCACUCAUCUCCCAACCAAAGCAUCUCCCGUCGUUUGCCUUUACCGGUUCAGAACCACCGAAAAUGGUUGCAGAAAGCUCCUCUUCCACUCCACAUCAAUACCCCAUCAAGACGGUGGUGGUUCUGGUUCAAGAAAACCGUUCAUUCGAUCAUAUGCUCGGCUGGCUAAAAACUCUCAACCCAGAAAUCGACGGCGUCACAGGAUCUGAAUCCAACCCCAUCUCCACCUCUGACUUGAACUCCACCCACAUCUUCUAUGGCAACAACGCUGCAUACGUCGACCCAGACCCCGGCCACUCUAUCCAGGCAAUUUACGAGCAGGUGUUUGGCGUUGAAUGGACAGAAGCUGCACUUACAAACGAGAACACUCUGACGCCGAAAAUGAAUGGGUUCGCUCAGAACGCAGAGCGUAUACAGAAGGGUAUGGGGGAGAUAGUCAUGAACGGAUUUAAACCAGAAGCCGUGCCGGUUUACAAGGAGUUGGCAGUGAAUUUCGCGAUAUGUGAUAGGUGGUUUGCUUCAGUUCCGGCGUCGACGCAGCCGAAUAGGCUGUACGUGCAUUCAGCGACGUCGCAUGGUGCGACGAGUAAUAAUACGAAGUUGCUGGUAGAAGGGUACCCGCAGAAGACGAUAUUUGAGUCGAUGGAUGAAGCUGGAUUUACCUUUGGGAUUUAUUAUCAAUACCCUCCUUCAACUCUUUUCUACAGGAACCUUAGAAAGUUGAAGUACAUAAAGAACUUCCACCAAUUUGAUCUGCACUUUAAGAAGGAUUGCGAGGAAGGGAAGCUACCAAACUAUGUGGUGAUCGAACAAAGAUAUUUCGACCUUUUAAACAUACCAGCAAACGACGACCACCCAUCGCAUGAUGUCUCAGAAGGCCAAAAAUUUGUUAAAGAAGUCUAUGAAGCACUGAGAGCUAGCCCCCAGUGGAACGAAAUGCUCUUCAUAAUCAUAUACGACGAACAUGGUGGCUUCUAUGAUCAUGUUCCAACUCCUGUAGAAGGUGUCCCUAGUCCUGAUGAUAUUGUUGGCCCUGCCCCAUAUUUAUUCAAAUUUGAUCGACUUGGUGUCAGGAUUCCAGCUUUUCUAAUAUCUCCCUGGAUUGAGCCUGGAACAGUACUGCAUGGACCUUCAGGACCUGAGCCUACAUCACAGUUUGAGCAUUCCUCAAUUGCUGCAACAGUUAAAAAGCUUUUCAAUUUGAAGGAGUUUCUGACUAAGAGAGAUGCAUGGGCUGGUACUUUUGAGGGUGUUUUGACUAGAACUAGCCCAAGAACAGAUUGUCCAGUUAAAUUGCCAGAACCUGUGAAGCUACGAGAAGCUGCUGCGAAGGAAGGCGCAAAGCUGAGUGAAUUCCAGGAAGAGCUAGUGCAAAUGGCAGCAGCAUUAAAUGGAGAUCAUAAAAAGGACAUUUAUCCUCAGAGACUUGUGGAGGGCAUGACAGUUUCACAAGCUGUAAAGUAUGUUGAAGAUGGGUUCAAGAAAUUCUGUGAAGAGUGUGAGAAAGCUAGGGAAAGUGGAGUAGAUGAAACAGAGGUCAUUGUUUUAGACAAGUCACGUACCAAAACAACAACGCCCAAAACUUUCAUUCACAAGUUGUUUUCUUGCUUCAUCUGUGAUAAUUGACACUUCAAUGUUCUUCAGGGAUAUUUCUCAAAUCUUAAGUAUUUUCAGCUGUCUUGUCUUUUGAGAGCACUUGUUCAGUUUGUAUUCAUUUUAUGGAUUUUGUUUGUUUGUUUGUAUUUGUA